AUGACGCGCACGAGCAGCACAAGCUCAUCGUCGUCGCAGAGUCUGGAGCGUCAUUCGCAAGUUACAUCACCACAUCCUAAGCGAGGCACCCUUGCGAGUCUGGCCCACGAACAGACCAGCGGGGACGACUGCUGCCAUCUGCCGCCUCCUCCACCACCACUCGGGGACAGCUCCGAUGUCGACGUCGAGGCCCCGGCGUCGGCGGCGGCUGCGAUACCGGCGGCACCAGCUGGUGGUGACGUCGUCUUCAUCCUCGACCUGCCAGCCGACUUCACCGUCGGCUGCGACGCCACCGCCCUGACGGCCAGGCACUUUGUCGGCUUCCGCGACGUCCCUGACGGGCCGCACUUUUUUUGGGUCGCUCACCCGGGCGGCAUGGCCCCCCGAUCCGGCUUCUGGAUCGUGACCCGAGACGACGACGACGACGCCAGCGUGCACGCGGUCCGGUGGGACCGCGACACCGAGCUGCUCGUCGACGCGCCGUCGGACGCGAUCCCCCGCGACGCCGCCACGCUGCUGCUGUCGUACCGCGACCUGACGCCACGCAGCGGGAGCGAAGCGCAGGCGGCGGCGCUCAUCUGGGGCCAGCUGACGAGCUGCAUCACCGGGGACCUGCUCACACGCGUCACGGGGCAGCAGUCUGGCCGUGUCUGGCAUCUCAACACCAUGGACCAGGUGCGCGGCGCCGUCGCGCCGUCGGCCGAGCGCGCCAUGGAGCAGCACCUGGCGGCGAUGCGGCGCGCAGCAGCACCGCCGCCGCCGCCGCGCGAGCUGCGCUUCGCGCUGGACCAGCACGCCAAGACGUACUCGGCGGCGCUGUUUGGCGCCGACCGCACGCGCGAGGCCACCGACGCCACGUCGUACCUCACGUCGCUGCUGGACAGCGACAGCGACAGCGGUGUCGGCGCGUCGCGCCUCGUCGGCGAGCUGCAGCUGGCGCUGCUCGCCGCCGCGCACCUCGGCAGCGAGGCGUGCCUGGCGCAGUGGUGGCACGUGGUGCAGCGGCUGCUGCUGCGCGCGUACGACCUGCCCCGGCGGCGGCCCGCGCUCGCGGCCGCCUGGCUGCGCGCCCUGACCGCGCAGCUGGCGUACGGCGGCACCUGGCUCGACCCGCCGCUGGCGGAGCUGCUGUCUGAGGCGCGCGUGCGCGAGCUGCGCCUGGCGCUGAUUGUGUACCGGCGGCGGCUCGAGGAGAUGCGGACGACGACGACGACGCCGGAAGAGGGGGAGGUGGUGGCGGCGUUUGCGAGGCUCGAGGCGGCUGUGGCUGAGGACGACGCCUUUGGCUGGGAUAUUGCCGCCGAGUAUGUCAGAAAGGGCACCGUCGUCAUGGAGGACGGCGAGGAGGUCGAGCUCGAGAUGCAGGAGCUGCAGGCUGAGGACGAGAGGGGCGAGUGGGCGCCUGAGAUUGUCGAGCUCGACGAGCACGGACGCGAAAAGGGCUUGGUCUCGUGGAAUGACUGA
Messenger RNA from Cordyceps militaris CM01, 1464 nucleotides. Its product is annotated as AAR2 family protein. Gene Ontology annotation, biological process: spliceosomal tri-snRNP complex assembly. The coding region runs from base 1 to 1464 and encodes 487 amino acids. The record is from RefSeq and is a predicted model, not a curated record. Lineage: Eukaryota; Fungi; Ascomycota; Sordariomycetes; Hypocreales; Cordycipitaceae. The transcript has a single exon.